Messenger RNA from Ricinus communis (castor bean), 1816 nucleotides. Its product is annotated as polygalacturonase. The transcript is spliced from 9 exons. Lineage: Eukaryota; Viridiplantae; Streptophyta; Magnoliopsida; Malpighiales; Euphorbiaceae. The record is from RefSeq and is a predicted model, not a curated record. Gene Ontology annotation, molecular function: polygalacturonase activity. The coding region runs from base 219 to 1643 and encodes 474 amino acids. Gene Ontology annotation, biological process: anther dehiscence; pectin catabolic process; fruit dehiscence.
GUCAUGUAUGUAGAAAAAAGGGACACCUAUGCACAACCAUUAAUUUUCUGUUAUCUCCCUCGCAAUUUGUCUAUAAAUAUACAAGCACUAGCCUUGCAUUUGCUUCAAUUCAAUACCCCCUAUACUUAGCAAAUAAAUCAUCUCAAUCAAAGUCUCUUUUCUUUUAAUUUUUGUUUUGUUUCCUCUAUCUUGCCUUACAAUAUAAGAAACAUAUAAUAAUGGCUUUACAGAAACCCCCAUUUAAUAACCUCUAUUCCUUAUUCUUCCUCGUUAAUAUUCUCUCUUUCAUUAUUGUUAUGACCAUUCCAUCUUACAAUUGUCUGCAACAUCAUGACACCCUUAAUGAUUACCUCCAAGAAGCAUCUGGCUAUGGUUCUCCUCACCAUCAUCAUCAUCAUCAACAAGAAGCUUAUCCUUCCUAUUUUAGCUCAAUUGAUGAUGGACAGUCCAAUAAUGAGGACUUGAUCUUGAUGAGAGCUAAUGUUCUCGAUUUGAAUAUAUUUGACAAAGUAGGCACCACAUCAACUUCAGCUAAAACAUUCAGUGUUGAUGCCUUUGGAGCUAAGGCUGAUGGAUCUGACGAUACAAAGGCAUUUCAAGAGGCCUGGAAAGCAGCUUGUUCGUCUGCAGGCUCUGUGCUCGUCGUGCCUGAUAACAACUAUCUGAUAAAGCCAAUUAGGUUCUCAGGUCCUUGUAAAUCCAACCUUACGUUGCAGAUAUAUGGAACCAUUGAAGCAUCCGAUGAUCGAUCAGACUAUGAGGAAGAUGAUAGGCACUGGAUUGUGUUUGAACGUGUUCAGAAUUUCUUAGUCGAAGGUGGUGGAACCAUUGAUGGAAAUGGCAAGAUUUGGUGGCAAAACUCAUGCAAACUCAAUAAAGAUCUUCCUUGCAAGGACGCACCAACGGCUCUGACCUUCUAUAAAUGCAAGAAUUUGGUAGUAGAAAACCUGAAAAUCCAAAAUGCACAGCAGAUGCAUGUUUCUUUCCAAGGUAGCAAGAAUGUUAAAAUCUCCAAUCUUAUAGUUACUUCACCUGAAGAGAGCCCCAAUACUGAUGGAAUCCAUGUCACAAGUACCCAAAACAUCCAAAUUACAGACUGUGUCAUAGGAACAGGUGAUGAUUGUAUCUCCAUUGUAAGUGGAUCCCAAAAUGUGCAAGCCAUGAACAUUACCUGUGGACCAGGUCAUGGAAUAAGUAUUGGAAGCUUAGGGUCUGGAAACUCAAAAGCUCAUGUUUCAGGAGUGACCAUUAAUGGUGCUAAACUUUCUGGCACUACAAAUGGAGUUAGGAUCAAAACAUGGCAGGGAGGGUCUGGAAAUGCAAGCAACAUCAAGUUUCAAAACAUUAAAAUGGACAAUGUCAGCAACCCCAUUAUAAUAGAUCAGAACUACUGUGAUCAAGAUAAACCAUGCAAAGAACAGAAAUCAGCAGUUCAAGUGAAAGAUGUGGUGUAUAAGAACAUAAAGGGGACCAGUGCUUCUCAUGUGGCAAUCAAGUUUGAUUGCAGCAACUCACAUCCAUGUGAAGGCAUAUUGUUGCAAGAUGUUAGCCUUGAAAGACAAAGAGGGGAUGAAACAGCAAUAGCCCUAUGCAACAAUGUUGAUGUUGCUCAAGUGGGAGUUGUUUCUCCUCACUGUCCUUAGGAGUACUCUAUACUUAUAUAUAUAGAUUGCAGCCAUAGCAUAGCCAUAGAUUUAUUACGAUAAGCUAGAUUUCAAGUUUCGAUAUAUAUAUAUAUAUAUUUAUUUAUUUGUACCAAAAUUACUUACAGAUAUGAUGUUGUAGUUAUUCAUUAUUUGAUUAAAGCAAUAAAGAA